Aspergillus homomorphus CBS 101889 is the source of this 1812-nucleotide messenger RNA. Its product is annotated as T6SS phospholipase effector Tle1-like catalytic domain-containing protein. The record is from RefSeq and is a predicted model, not a curated record. The transcript is spliced from 3 exons. Bases 452 to 1672 code for a protein of 406 amino acids. NCBI's taxonomy places the organism in Eukaryota, Fungi, Ascomycota, Eurotiomycetes, Eurotiales, Aspergillaceae.
AAACAACCUCUUCUCUAAUUGUAUGACUUUCUAUAACCUUUCCUUCCUUUGGUUGAUCAAAUAGAAUUUAUGAUGAUGUCUUCAUCACCUGGCCUUGACAGACUUGACCAAAUCACCAUGGCAAGGCAUAUUCGCCGCCCGUAUUCCCGAUACUUGUCUUUCUUCAACAAAGCCAUCAUGACGAAGACUAGCUAAUGAGCAGCGCGCCCCCCCGGAGUCUGACCACAGGGCUGAAAACAAAAGUUUCCCCAAUCUAAAUAAGUGGCAGCUGAGCUGAACGCCAAUGCUGACGAAUGGACUCUGAUAUUGAGAGCACGCCUGUCAGAUGCCUCGAACCAAUAUAUAAGCACUAUUCCCGGUCGUGAUGAAUCUCCUUAGUCCCUAUAAUGGGGGCCCUCUAGCCCAUGGAACACAUUUCUUAUUGCGUAUUACUCCCAUUAACAUAUAUACAAUGACACGUCUCGAGCGCAGCUCCUACAAGCGGCUGAUAGUCUGCUGCGAUGGCACCUGGCAGGACUCGACAGCCGAUUCCGCCGACCCGCCGUCGAAUGUAACCCGGUUGAGUCGGACUCUCAGUCAAACUGCGAUCGUCGAAGAGAAUGGUGUUCGGAAAGAAGUCCCACAGAUUGUGUAUUACCAGAAAGGAGUUGGCACGGGCCUAGGAGACAAGUACAUGGGUGGGGUCACCGGCCUAGGCGUGAGCGCCAACGUCCGAGCGGCGUACGGCUUCCUAACCGACAACUACACCGAAGGCGACGAGAUCUUCUUCUUCGGGUUCUCACGGGGCGCAUAUACAGCGCGCGCGAUUGCCGGGCUCGUCUGUCGAUGGGGGCUGUUAACCCACCGGGGCAUGGACAACUUCACCAACGUGUACGACGACUUCUACGAGAAGCAAAUCCCCAUCUACACGCCGGAGGAACGACGCCGUCUAGGCUUCCGCGAAGAACUUCCACCCUUCACCGUCAAGAUCAUCGGAGUGUGGGACACAGUGGGCUUUCAAAAGGCCUGGCUCGGAAAGGACCUGGGCGAGCGCCUGGAACUGCGGAAUACCUACCUCCUUCCGAAUGUCAAAUAUGCCUUCCACGCCCUGGCGCUGGAUGAAGAGCGCACCGCCUACUCCCCGAUUCUCUGGCAUGUUCCGCAGCCGAACCCCGGCCAGGAACUUCUCCAAGUAUGGUUCUCCGGCGUGCACACCGAUGUAGGCGGCGGAGGCAAGGACCCUCACCUGGCGAACAUCUCCCUGGCGUGGAUGAUCGCCCAGUGUAUGAAGGACGGCCAGCUCAGCUUUGACAUCGACGAGUACCUCUUUGACGUCCCCCCGCGGAUGGUGGAGAGCGAUCUCACUCCGUGGGCCACCAGCCAAGGGAAAACCGACACGGCAAGUCUGGUCCGCACAUUGGAGGGUGUUCUUGGUGGUACCUCGCAUCGGACGCCGCUUGAAUACAACCCCAAGGGCGAGGAAGGUCACUUUACUGGGGAGUUCAUCCACGAGUCGAUCAAUGACCGCAAGUUGCGCGCUUGGAGCUGGCCUUGUGCUCCGUUGAUGGGCAAGCGGGAUAACGGUUCUUGGGCUUUGGCUGAUUCGAAGACUAUUUGGGAGGUUCGCGCCCUGGAAAGAGAAAGGUAUAUGAAGGGCAGAAUCCGCACCAUUCAUGUCGAGGAGGUGGACUAAGCUAUUUUGUUUUGAUGCAUGAAGUGUGGCAAAGAUCGAAGCAGAUGAUAUGGAGGUAUUUUGGCGUCAAUUUUGAGGGCGCGGGGUCCCCGUUCCAGGAAUUUUGCUAUUAUAUCGAUUUGGAUGCUGUUUGUACCAAU